Messenger RNA from Neocloeon triangulifer, 8601 nucleotides. RefSeq lists its product as uncharacterized. The record is from RefSeq and is a predicted model, not a curated record. The transcript has 6 exons. Lineage: Eukaryota; Metazoa; Arthropoda; Insecta; Ephemeroptera; Baetidae. Bases 18 to 929 code for a protein of 303 amino acids.
CGGGCUGCGGCGAGGACAUGGCCAGGCCCCUGCUGCUGCUUCUGCUGGCCGCCGUCGGCCUCUCAGAGGGGAGCGUGCAGUUCCACGUGUCGCUGCGGGUGCCGCGCUUCGUCGAGAUGGGCGGCUCGGCGCUGCUCUUCUGCGAACACGGCGUGGCCCGCGAGCAGCUGCACAAGGUCGAGUGGCUGCGCGACGGACGCAAGCUGUUCCAGUUCGUGCGUGGACGACAACCGCCCUAUCGCAACUUCACCACGCCCGGCGCCCAGCUCGACUGGCGACACUCCAACGAGCGCCAGGUGAUGCUGCGCAACCUGCAAUUUGAGGCCACCGCGUUUUACUCGUGCGAGGUUUCCACGGAGACGCCCAUCUACACGAAAGCCUCCUACGACCAGCAGCUCACCGUCAUACUGAAGCAGCGCGCCGACCCGCACAUCACCGGACGCAAACCAGGCCUGUACCUGCCCGGCGAGAAACUCGAGCUCAACUGCACGGCCAGUCCGUCCCGACCGGAGGCGGACAUCACGUGGAUCGUCAACGGACAGAAGGUGGACGACCAUCUGUUGCAGGUCUUCCCUGGGCAGCGGACCUUUGCCGACCUGACGUACUCGACGGUGCAGCUGAGCCUGGAUUUGAACGAGGAGCACGUGAUUGCGGCGCCGACUUCGGCGCCUGGGACGGCGCCGUCUGGCCUGGUGCAACUGACCUGCCUCACCACGAUCCCAGCCUUCCACGGCUUCGAGCAGGACCUGGAGAACCACCUGAGGCCGAGCGUGGUGCGCUAUGCAGACAAGCGGAUGGCCUCGCUCACAGUGGAAGUGAUGGCCCCGCAGCCCAGCCCGGACCCCGAGGCGGCCGCCACCAUCAACUCGGCGGCCACGCGCGUGGCCACCCCGACGGCCGUGCUCCUGCUAUGCCUCGGCUGGCGGUGAGCAAAUCAUCAAAGCAGCAAUUCUAGUCAAUUGAGAAUAACAGAGAGAGUGCAAUCGCGACAGAGACCACCCGAUAUCAUCUUCCAAGUAAUUAAUGAACAAAAAAUCUAACCGAGAAUGAGAUUAUUAAAAAAAAAGAGAAACCGCGAGAAAAUUAAUAAAAGAGGAAAUAAUCGCUGCAGGCAAAUACUUAGGUACAUAAAAAUUAUAUAAAAGAAAAAUACAAACACUACUAUGGAUAAUAUAUCUAAGAGAGGUAAUUGCAAUUCAAGUAAUUACAGUUAAGUGUAAUUGCUCACUCACAUGGAACGCAUUAGUGAAAUUAAACACAUAUCUCGUUGUUUGGCGGCUCGCCUUCAGACAGAAAGAAAGAAAGGAAGCAAAAUAAAAAAAAAAGAAAGAAAGAUCUUACUACGAAAUUAACCUGGCGCGUGGUUGUCUUGGAAAAAGUAUAUCAAAUUUAAGUCAAAGAAUGUGUAUAUUUCGCUGGGCUUUUGGUAAAAUGUAUCUCUUCUGAAUGUGAAAACCGACUCUCCUAGCUCGAUCGCUCGGGGGGUGGCUCAGCUUCGUGCCACCCCCCACUCUGACAACGCGGAUAAAAAAUUUUUAAAAAUCAAAGCAAAAAUCGCAAGAACUUCCAUGCUAUAAUCAAAUGAAGAAUCUUACUUAGGAAAAAAAUUAUAAAUCUCCGGACAGUUCGAAAGAAAGUUAGGUGUAGGGGUACUGAAGAAGGGAGCUUCCUGAGAAUGGAAAAUGCGCCAAAUUUUAUGUGAAAUUUAUUCAUUAAAAAAUUUAGUCCGAAAUGCAGUUAUAAAAUUUUCUGUGAAAUUUUUAUAGUGAAAAAUAAAAAAGGGGAAAAUUUGGCGUUUUUUGCUCUCUUUGGAAGUAAAAUCUCUCACUUCAGCACCUCUAUUUAGGUGUCGUUAAUGAAUCUCUCUAUCUGUACUUGAAAAGCACACGUCGUUCCUUUACACGUAGCACCAACUGGAUGAACAAAAAAGUGUAAUUAUUUCGGUCAAUUAUAUAUAAAUAAAAAAAAAAAUACUGCGAGGGAGGCCAAGCAAGAUUGAAAGCUCGAAAUGAUUUUUGCUUCUCUGCCUGCUUUCACUCUACUUCUUCUCGGGGGUGCAGUGCCGAAGCCUAGCUUGAGCGAAUGACGCGCGGGCAGCUGCGAGCUCCGUCUCGUUCCCCGCGCGCGCCUAUUGAUCGGCGGCGAUAUGCAACAUGCUGGGCGCGUCCGCCUAACAGGUUGCAUCGACGCCACAUGCGGCGGCCAAUUCCGAGUUGAGCACGGGCACGCGCGCGCGCCUAAUUAAGAGUGGCAGAAAUUACAUUUAAGUGAAUGAAAAGUGUAUCUCGUAGCUAACUUCAGCGUGCUCUCUCAAAGUGCAAUAGACUCACUUCUACUCGGUUGUACAUUUCGCCAGCGUUUCUCUAUCGCGCGCGCGAGUGUGGGCGGAAAAAGUCCACCGCCGACGCAAUCGAGCAACUUGACUCUCGGGUCAAAGGUCAUCAACUGCCGCGGGUUUUCUACUUCAGCAGCUUUUCGCGGAACGGAAAAUUUGAAACUAAUCAUCUCACAACUGACGCAAAACCAAUAGGGAAAAUGAGUGUUUCUCGGGAUGUUUUUUUCUUUUUCUUUAAAGACCUUGAGAGGCUCAGUUGGGGGUGAAAAAAAACUGAAUAUAAUUGCUCUUUCAAACAAUAAUGCCACUUGGAAAAUUUAGAGUUAUUAAAUAAAAAUUAAAUAAUUGAGGUGAAAAUUGCCAGUAAUUGAGUAACUUAUCGGCAAAUUUAAGCUCUAAAAUACUCGACCUUUCUUAAUAUAUUUACAGCCAAUUUCAAUUUUGACCCACAAGAGCCUAAAUCAAAUCAUUUUCAUUUUCUUCUGAAAAAUCUUCUAACCAAUGGAUUCGUCAGUUCUUUCAAUAUUUCGAAAUGCUAUAAACGUUUUUGGCAUUUUAUUUUGGAGAAACAAAAAAAAAUUAAGUCAAAUUUUACAAUUUUAUGGGAUGAAAAAAUCCAGAAAUUUUCUUCUUCUAUCCACUCUUACCGAUCUGCUGGAGUUCAUAUUCACCUGAAAAGUUGAAAUUUGAUUUCUCGGUAAUUUUGACACUUCCAGGCGUGCUUUUGCAACUGACGUCUAAAGUUUAAAGUUAUUCUGCAAGUUUUCCCUGAUCUUGACAACAAUACACAAAGAUAUGAGCACAGGCUGUCAGAAGUAUAAAGCGCGCAUGUUUCACCUCGCUCUCCUCUAUUUCCUCGCCUCAAAGGACACACAUCCAUAAUCGAUCAAAUCAAGGCGAAGUUUACUUUGCCGUAUCUUUCUCUUUCUGUCUCUCACUCGCGCGCGCCUUCUGUGCAAAUGGGAUUUAGACACGUCCGCCGACUCAAUUUUCACCGCGAUCGAAAAGGGAAAAGCUGAUCUAAAAAGGUUUCACCCACACGCCUAUCAAUAUAUCUACCUAUGAUAUCCAAUAUCCAUUUUAUUUUUUGCUCACCGAAAAAUAUGUGAAAUAAAAUUUGAUGAAACGCAGAAAAUGGCCUGCUUCGGAAUUUGCUCCCAAACGGAAACGGGCGAUUAGAAUUUAAAUCUAAAUUAUUUUCCAAACACGAAAUAAAUAAAUCGAGCUUAUGCACUGCAUUUUGCGUUGUCUUCUCCUUUUUAUCAAAGGGCUAUAUAGAGUAGAACUAUUUUUUGAAAAGUUUAUAUCUCUCUCCGGGCUAUUGUCGAGCGAAACAGGCCAUUCUCUGCGAAGAAAGUUUGCUAAAACUCAAACAAAGACUCUCGGCGGCUUUGAUGACCUUCCUGGUAAAAGAGUAAAAUUUCAAAUUCACAUCUGCUGGUAGUGAGAAAGAUGUCUGGCGCAUACCGAAAUAAACAAACAAACGCGUCCCGUGGGAAAAUGCAAGAGAAAAAUAGCAGUCAUAAAACAAAGCUCCGGAUAUAUUUAGUGCCAGCGCGGGGUAAUUUUGCGGCCGAACGAAAUUCUGCAGUUAAGACCAACAACAAGGUCCAUUCUGCAUUUUAAUGUAAUGUGUGGUCGGGGAAGCCCUCGGGUGCGGCCGAAGUUGGGUCUCGCGAGCGCCCUUUGGGCCCGAAAAGGACAUUCGAAUCCACACCUGCCCGCCUGGCUGCGAAAAGCGUUUUGCGUGGGCGCUGCAAAGGUCACCGCCCCUGCGCUGCUGAACUUUGAUUCGCACCCUCGACGGGCUUGAAAUAAUUUAAUCGCUGUUUGUUUAGUUCGACAGCGAACGGAUCAGAUUUGUUUUGUGCAAAUAACCGCAAUUGACAAACAAGUACUCGCACGAGCGGACCGUGUUUGCUUUGAUUCCCAUCAGAGCACCAAACUUUCACACGGAAAAAAGCAAUUAAUUAAUUUAAUUGAACCCUUUUUAAAACAAGUUUUUUUUACUGUGUAGUUUGGUAAUUUAAAUUAAUGAGAAUUUCACUCAAAGGUAUUUUUUAACCCUUUGAUUUCGGUUUUUCUCCGAUUUAAUUUCUUAGUAAAUUUACCUCACAGUUAGGAACUAAUUCAAGUUAUGCAACUUGCUCUAGACCGAUGUUGUGCGGGUUUGCAUAAAUUUAACCACACCAUGCGGCUCAAUCCGCUAUGAAUAAAAUAGAGAGAUCGUCCGCAGCAUGGAUAUAGAAACCGUGCAAGAUAGAAUUUAUACAAGCGCUGAGCUUAGCGGGAUUAAUAUCGAUUGUCGGCUUAAACGAUAUCAGAUUAAACUGCCGCGGCUUUGUUGGAGCGAAAAGAAAGGCUUCUUUGCAGAACUUUCUUCAUUCGACGAAUCACGGCCUCUUCAUUUUUUUACAUCGAUUUUCAUUACAUCGCAAUAAGCGAGUGCGUAUAUAAUUUUAGAAAUGAGUUUAUUAAUCCCUUUGAAGUUUGAUUGCACUCGGGCCAAUAACUUAUCCCCGCUUUACAAAUUGCAAAAUUAGUUUCGAGAAGGAUUUUAUCUUACAACAGAUUUGAACUGAAAUUUCAGUCUUUUCCUCUGUGGAAAUUAUUGGAUUGAUUUUAAAUUCCUGAAAAUUGUGGUUCUCUUUAAUUGUUGCAUAGCACUGAUUCACAAUUCAAGUUGAACCCAUCCUCUUUAAGCUGGCGGCGCCAUUUUGGAUAUCUUAAGUACCGGAAGUUCGAAUGGAGAUGGAAGAGAUGCUCAUUAAUUUAAAUGAAAGUCCCAGAGGUCCUUCAGCUUGAUUUGCUUCCAAAUGCAAAUGCCGUACGCAUGAAUAAAUUAUCCGCAGCUUUUUUGCGUGCGCACAACUUUUCCCCUCUUUUCAUCACUCUAAUGAAAAAAAGCGCAGGAAUUUAUGCAAACCCCAAAAAACCGUAAAUUUAACACAAAAAUUCCGCGACUUUCAGCAAUUAGUAUAAAUUUUUUCGCACCAUGACAGUUGGGCAAUCAAUCAAGUCACGGAGGAAAAUGAAAAGCGUAUUAACCAGACGCUGCGAUUAUUAAUCGGCGAGCGAAGCAGAACCGACCAUAUAAUAGAGAUGCACGGACGCACAUACACGGAGUUUUAGAUCCGUUUUGUGACGCGAGAGUACGAAAAUGGGCCCAAAUGACGUUGUCAGCUCUUCUUCGGGCAAACGAGUGUGUGUGGCGGCUCUGUUUGUGUAAUUGUGCGUGCUCUCUGCGGGUGCGGUGGCAACACACACACGCGGGGCUCAACAUCUAUCGACCAGACUGACUGAGUGCAGCUCCACACACAAAAGGGUCUAUCCCGCUAUUGUCGCGCGUCACCAAGUCGCGCGCCACCGAAUAAUGAGAAAACUUGGCGCGCCGUCGGCACAGCGCAAAAAAACUGCAACUUUGUUUACACGAAUCAAUUUUUCACGCGCGGAAAGCGAGUAAAUUAAAAAGAGAGGGAAGAGCAGUUUUUAAUUCCGACGCAUAACAGGAAUUUAAUUGCUAUUCCGCGACGCAAGCAAAAGUUGUUGCGGAGAGAGAUGGAGCGUCGGGGAAUUCUCCGGCGAGGAGGAAAGUGAAAAAAGUUGAGAAUCCAGCACUCUUGCUCGCGGCUCGGUUUAAAUUGAUUUUCCUCCGCCGACUUGGGACGAAGAAGUGAUUUUACAACUCUCUAAAUUUUAAAAAGCAGAUUUUUGAAAUUGAAAAAUGUUGCAAAAAAAUAUAAUAUUUCGCGUUUUGGUUGAGAUUACUAAGAUAUUUCAUAACAGUUUUCAGAUUUCUAGUAAUGAAAUAUUUAAAUUUCUGCCUUGAUAAAAUAUUAUGAUUUAAUUCAUAUUCAAAUUUAAAUCUGAAGAAUUCCAUCCAAGCGCUCAUUUUGUUUUCAAUUUCCAUUUUCAUUUUAACAUUUGCUGGAAUUUUCUCUUUGCAUAAGUCCCUAAAAUUGGUUUCAACUUACAUCUUGCUUUUUCUUACCCUUUCAUUCAAAAUCACAUUAAAAUAAAAUAAUCUUUUUCUGCUCUUUACAAGCUAAUUUCGGAUAAAAGGAAAGUUUUCGGCUGUUGAAACAAGUUAUGAAAAUUCAAAUUAAUUAACUUUUCUUCUUAGAGGAAAAUUCAUCGCCCCUCAAUUCAAUUAAAUCUCUCUCUUUUCUGCUCCAUCUCUGAAGGAAUGCAAUUAACAGAGGGUUAACCUGUGUUUAAAGUCAACAAGUUAACGUCAAGUGCUGAGGCGGGUUGCAUUUUGCUCUACUUCAAAAGACGCUUUGAAGCCUUUCUUCAAAAAUUCUCUUUAUGGUUCCGCUGCUUUCGGCCUUUGAAUGAAAAACUACCGCAUGCACACGUUGGCGCAAAAUUCGUUUCCGCAUCGACCGGCGCCACCCUGCACGUCAACAAAUUGAUCCACUAUGUUUUUGCACUAAUUGACCACAUGAAAAAGACACGAUCGAUUAUCUCUUGCAAUUUCGCCACUCGCGCGCGCUUUAGUCGGACAAACGAGGCGAAAAUGGUACAACAAAAUGCGGUAAAUGUCCUCUACUCUCUGAGUGUACAAUAAUAUAUUCAAUCAGCAGAAAUGUCUCUCUAUAUACCUAUCUCUUAAAUAUUAAGUGUUUUUGUACAAUCGCGCGCGCCACUCGCAGGCCUAACAAUGAAAACAUAAUCAAAUAUAGCCAAUGGGACGCGGGGCGGACCACCAAGCUGUCAAUUAUUCCAGCCCUGCGCGAUAAUUAUCAAUUAAAAAAAGAUACACACUCACACACACUUACAAACACGCCGGUGCACACACGCAUCGCAUAUCUCAUUACCACGGUGACAAUAAUCAAGGAGUUUAAAAUCAUCAUAGAGAGACGAUGAAAGAAAGAAAAGGGUUCGCCGCCUGCGUUUCAUUUCCGCUUACAAUUAUAAUUAAAAAAGCAGCUCUACGUAAUGAAUUAAUAAGUAGGCAGAUAAGAAUAAGCCAGUCUUACUUAUUAGAAGUUAUAAUGAAGAAUAAAAAAAGUCCAGGCGACGGGCGAUUUCCCGAACCUGAAAAAUUUACUUGAGCAAGGCAACUUUUUCAAUUAUCGAACUCGAUCAAUCAAUUAUUAAAAAUUAAGGAAAAAUUGAUAUUUUCAAAUUAAAUUUUCCUCGUUGUUUUCCGCCUUGUGCAGAGAAUAUAUUGAUUUUAUAGUUUCCGGACGAGUCCAUUAAAUUAUGUGAAAAGAAGAAUCCUUUCAAGUCUGAAAUUAGGGAUUACGAUUAAGGCAAGAAAUUAAGUGCUGCAUGAAUUAUUGUGCGUAAGCUUAGGAAAAAUUGGAGAGAUUUUGUUUUUAUUAAUUAUGUAAGACACACACACACCGGGCUUUAUGAAUUUGGGGUGCGCCUCCGCCGUCUCUCGUUUUGUAUUACACGGUGAAAAAGAAUGAGCCAAUUUCGGGUCGUGUCUCUUUUCACAAACGGUGCCGCGUUCUAAUUCCUCGGAUUGCACGGCAACCUGUGUGCUCGCUCGCUACCUGUGGCUGCUGCUAGCUAGGGGGUGUAUCGAGCGAAUCGGAACUGCCGCGGCAACAAAACUAGAGAGAGUGGCACGCUCUGAAUUGGCCUGCGGUUUCCGUGCGGCCCUCGAUUGGCACUCGACUUAAUUUUAGGUCUUUUCUUCAAGGGCUUCGCUGGUGGUGAAUGGAAAUUUUGUGUUUUAUCGACAAAUAAAUAUGUUCAGAAUAAAAAAAUUCUAUAAUGGAUCAAGCUUUUUAAAAAAUUAUUUUUGGACAAAACAACGUGUUUUCGAAUUUGCUUUUCUGGAAACUUAGGGAGUUAAUAAUAAAAAUAAUAAUUAUUAUCGGAAUUAUGAAGAUUUGCAAUAUCUGUGAAGGUUUUCAGAUCCUUUAAUUUGCAUUAAUCAACUCCUGCCACUGCCAGCUUAGCCCCGCCUAAACGCCUUGUUCACUCUUUUCGCUCACCUUUUUCUAAACAUUUAUAAAUGUGCUCUCUCCAACUAACUUUAUUGCGAAAAAACAAAAUAGCCAAAAAGCCCAGCUGUAUAUCGUAUGUCAAUUGUGAAAAAUUAUUUCUAUAGCAAAGUGAUUUAUGCGCAAGCUGUUUCAAUAAAUUGUCCACGAGUGGAGAAUUCGCAAGUUUUUCCGACAUUGUUUUGCCGCAAUUCACGCGUGUUCACUGCUUACAAAACAUAAAUUUUAUAAGCUGAGAGAAAGAGAUCCGCCGCUGCCAGGUCCUUUCGCAAAAUAUACAUUCACAAAAAAAAAAAAAAACUC